GACUGUGUUGGCAAUUAGUUCAUUUUAAGAACAUAAUUUCUCAGUUUAAAAAUGUCAGUAGUUACCAUCUAGGUUCAUAAUUUUAUUUCAAGAUUUCAGGAAUGCUUAAAAUAUCCACAAAACCACAGUACUGAAUGGCUUUGCUGUUAGAGCCAUCAGCCAGAACUGCAUUAAAAACAGCAGCUAAUUGGGGACACUGUCCACGUUCACCUCUGCAUGCAUCAACGGGAUUCUUCAAUUUCCUUUUGAACUACACAAGAGAGAAAUAAUUAGGAUUUUGACAGCUGUCUGAGUCAUGAGAUCCAAGAGGGGGCUGGAACAGGUGACCCAAUCUUAGCCAUACUGAUGACACAGCUUACCUUGACAGCUGAAAGAGGGGCUCUGCUCCACCCACUCCCAAUCUGUGUGUGUUUGAGUACUCAUCAGAGUAAUAAAUCUUCCAUCCAACAAACAAACCUUCAUGAACUCUAGUGGAACUGAAGAAAACAGCGAUGGGAGACAAAAAAAAAAAUGCUUCACGAGAGCAAUUUUAUUCAGUAUUUUUGGUGGAUAAGCUACAAAAGAGCUUCUUGCUCACAUGACUUACCUGCUGUGAUAAGCCAUGUAAGCGUGGACACAUUUCACAGCUUAGACCAUAAUCAUUGCAAAUACCGAGGCUGCAAUCUGUAAUAAACCCAAGCAUUUUGGUUUCCAAAUUAAACUGUGUCCAGUGCAGAUAUGCAGCUGCGGUAAUGGUGGGUUUGGCGAGUCAUUACAUCUGACAGCAGUGGUAGGGUUUGUCAGGUAAAAAGCUCUUUAGCCAAACCGACCAGCAAGAUAACCGUCAUAUCCAUUAAAGCACAACUGAGGCCAAAGACCAAAAAACAGCUGGUUUCAGAUCAGUUUUACCAGCAGUUUGACUCAAAAUGGAGUUAAUUAAAGUGACAAAUGAAACAGAAAUGCAAGGUGCUGUGUUUAGAAGUCUUUACAUAUUACCAUAAUUACUUCUAUGGGUCCUGCAUGAAAAAGAUACCAAAAAAAAUGUUGUAUUUAUUUGGAAUAUACCGAAAACUUAGCUGCGAACAGUUGUCACAGUCUUUUAUUCUCAAUUCACUUCUCAUAAUCUGUACUUCUUGCAAAAAAACAUGCCAGCAUGUAGUUUCCCAAGGUCAUCUGUGAGCAGCGAGGCACAGAUUUCAAUGUUGAAAUGAGUAGUUGUCAAGUAUGUUAUUAACAGUGGGAUCUUUCUUGUCGUCACGUCUCCUGCUCCUCCAGGCUCUUCAGGUUGUCGUUAGACUGUCGAGGGGGAGAAGUCACCUUCACCGGGACCCUCAGGAGAGGCAGAAGCAGUAACUCUGGUAGGACUGAGACCGAGUCAUGUUUUCAAAUUGAUAUGUGUCAACUGAGGCAAAAAAAAUGUCAGCUGAAACUCUCUAAAUGUUGUAGUUAAAAUUUGCAUCAUUUUCGUUAUUAUUCAAGCGCGUUUGCCUGUCAGUAUUUGUGCAUCAGGCUCAUGUACAUCCAAAAUGUAAUAUAGCUGCAGAAGAUAUUUUUCCAGUUCCCAUUGCAUUCAUUAAUGAUGACUCGAUAGAGUGUGACUUAGUGAUAAAGGCUUUGUGGCUCUAAGCAAAGAAAAUCUCUUGCUUCACUAAAAUAGACAUUUUGCUACAUUUAGAUUUUGUGAGGAUAUGUCAAAUAAGAUAAUGGACAAGUUUUAGUAACAGAGGGAAAAACUGUAACACAAUAUCCCUACUGAAGCCUAUAAAAUGAUCUCACUCUGCGAUAGCAGACAAUACACUUCAACACCAUCCUUUCAUUCAGGGUGAUGCAUCAAGGGAAGUAAUUACAGUCACUACUGGCAGAUCGAUGACUAAUGCUGACAACAGUACCUUAGUCUAUAAAACCCUGAUUUUCCUCAGCCGAGUUAUAGCAGGCAACAAAGAACCGUCCUUUGUAUUAAACAUACAGCCUGUUUAUUAUUACAGAGACUAUCUGCAGGCAGUGUGUAUGUGUUCAUCUGAAGUUGGCAAAAAGGCGUUUUUGAGGAAUUUUACAACAAUGUGGAUUUUCACUCUGGUUCUGUUUUUGGGAAAUCUUCUUGUCGGUGAAACGGCCAAAAACCAGGACUCAGAACCAUCUCCUGUAAUUGAGCUCUCUGCAACAACCUCCCCUGGUUUUUUAAUACUGGAAAAGGAGAAAUCCAACAGCUCAAUUCCUCCACCUCAAGUAGCAGGACCAAAAACAUCACACCCUCCUAUGUGUUCAGAGUCAGCUGGAAUCAGAGUCACCUUCAAAUAUGUCAAUGUUAUAGUUUCCCUGGUUGUUUUCGUUGUUGGAAUAGUCGGGAAUUCCGCCUUACUUCGAAUUAUCUACGUAAACAAACGCAUGAGAAGUGGCCCUAACAUUCUCAUUGCGAGCCUUGCUUUGGGAGAUCUAAUCCACAUUGUGAUAGACAUUCCAAUCAACGCUUACAGGCUCAUGGCAGAAAAUUGGCCCUUCGGUUUAGUACUUUGCAAACUCAUUCCCUUCAUACAAAAAACCUCUGUUGGAAUUACUGUGUUGAGCUUAUGUGCCUUGAGUGUUGACAGAUACAGAGCUGUUGUGUCCUGGAAUCAAAUCAAAGGCAUCUGGGUUUCAGUGUGGACAGCAAUUGAAAUAGGUCUGAUAUGGGUUAUUUCUAUCCUGCUGGCUGUCCCUGAAGUUGUGGGCUUUGAUAUGAUAACAAUGGACUAUAAAGAGAAGCGUCUCACGAUAUGUCUACUACACCCAAUGCAAACCACGGGGUUCAUGCAGAUUUAUAAAGCAGUGAAAGACUGGUGGCUCUUUGGCUUCUACUUUUGCAUGCCACUAGUUUGGACUGCAGUGUUCUACACGCUGAUGACCAGGAAAAUGCUGAGAAAAACUGAAACUACAUUAUGCGAACACAUCAAGCAGAGAAGAGAAGUUGCAAAAACUGUCUUCUGCCUGGUGAUUGUGUUUGCACUCUGCUGGUUGCCUCUGUACCUCAGCAGAAUCUUGAAAUUAACAAUUUAUGAUGAAAAAGAUCCUAAUAGGUGUCAGCUGCUGAGCGUCUUUCUUGUCCUUGACUAUUUUGGCAUAAAUAUGGCAUCCCUGAACUCAUGCAUCAACCCUAUUGCAUUGUACAUUGUCAGCAAAAGAUUCAAGAGAUGCUUUAAGGCAUGUCUGUGCAGGUGUCUACCUCUUCAAGCUGUUGCCCAUGACGAGAUGCAGUCUGUUUUGAAGUCCAGAAUGCAGGAUCAAGCCUCAGAGCAGAGCUGCAACAUCAAAGCUCACAAGCAGACUCCUGUACCUGAACCUGAGCAGGAGAACACCUUACUGUGCUAACAAAACUCACUUUGAAAACACUUUGUGAGAUUGUCGAUAUAUCUUUAUUAAAUAUACAUGGCCAUCAAAACAGCUACAAAGGCAGCUCUAUCGGCAGCUCGGCAACCUUGACAUGCCAUCCUAAUAAUAUAAAAUACCUUCUGAAUAACAUGGAGCCCUGUCUUUUGUAAUGCUGUCGUCAGUUGAACAUCUGCUUUGGCAUGAGCAACCUGGAGUCAGACUGUUCAGACUAUUUGCCCUCGAGGCUUGACUCACUCCCUAACAUUACAUCAGAUUUUACCUAGUACCUAUCCUGUAUCAUGCAUCACAGUUCUCAAAUCACUGUUUUGGGCACGAUGUUAACCUGGCACCCAUCAACAGAAAUCUUGUCACGGCUUAGCGCCUGCAUAUAUAUAUUAUCUUAAUUCUGUUUCUGGAUUCUGGAAAGACACUAUGCCAGAGGAAAUUAAGCGAAGGGGAAUUCAGAAUUAUCAUGGUGGGUUUUAUGAGGUAGGGUGUAUUAUUAUCUCAUACUAUUUACAUAUCUGUUAACUUUCAUAUGCCGCACAUCAUUUCAAGAGUUUAUGGCAUUCUUUUCCUGCAUGAACCUUGAGAAAUAUAUCAAAUUGGUGCCACAAGAAGAUUUCGUCUCCACUACUGAAUGACUGAUUGAUGGUGGCCUAUUUUUAAUGCAUUGUUAAAUGUGUAAUGCAUGGAGACACUUUAUGAAAGACCUGUGAGUGGGGGAGAAGAAAAACGAAGAUGACAGAAUGAGGUCAGGAAGAGAGAGGGAUUGGGGGGAGUCUGAGGGGGGCACCUGAUAGGUCUUCCUGUCACAGGACAAGGCAAGCACAAAUAGAGUGCUGCUCUCCCAGCUAACGCUGUAUCAGUCUGCAGAAGUGUCUCGACGCUGUGUGCUGGAAUGCCUAUUAAAAGUUUAUCUCGUGUAAGUAAACUUGACUGUUUGCAAAAAUGGAGUCGUUUGUUUGAAUAAAAGCUUCUGACUUCUUGUUAUGCUUUGUGACGCUUAUACAAAAGAGAGGUGCAUACUGAUCAAAGAAAGCCUUUAUUUGAAUGCUUUUUAUUUUUUUGAACUGUUGUAUACACCAGCGAAAAUAAUAAAAACAG
This is a messenger RNA of Haplochromis burtoni (Burton's mouthbrooder), 4431 nucleotides long. It is a transcript of the gene ednrbb, whose product is annotated as endothelin receptor type Bb. NCBI's taxonomy places the organism in Eukaryota, Metazoa, Chordata, Actinopteri, Cichliformes, Cichlidae. Gene Ontology annotation, biological process: G protein-coupled receptor signaling pathway; regulation of blood pressure; vasoconstriction. The transcript is spliced from 8 exons. Gene Ontology annotation, molecular function: endothelin receptor activity. The record is from RefSeq and is a predicted model, not a curated record. Gene Ontology annotation, cellular component: membrane. The coding region runs from base 1846 to 3324 and encodes 492 amino acids.